GUUGACAUUUUUGGUGUUGCUGGACGCACUUCCGGCCCAGCUGGGUUCAGCCCAUGGACGUGUUGACGGGAGGGGUUGUCCCCGGACGCUCGCCUGGGCCGGCCUCGCGGAUUCGAGCGAUCUGCUUUCGCUAAACGCCCUCGCACGGCUUCAACAUCUCUUUAAGUCACUGUUUUUGGACCUCGGCGGAAGACUGGCGAGUUUUUCGACGGAUUGUAGUUGAACGCGGAUGCCCCCCCCCGGCCCUUCGCUUGUUGGUCGUGUCUAACGUGUCCAGCUGAUUGCAUUGAGUGCCUUUCAAUUAUUGCUCUUCAAACGUAAAUCGACACUUUAGCGGCUCGCCUUUUCACCUUUUUUUUUGAGGAUUAUUCAACCAGACGAGGACGUUUUGUUCUCGUCCGUGUCGCCUUUCCCCAGUUUUUUCAAAUUAUUAUUAUUUUUUUUUGGAGGGGGUAGGCUCCAGCGAGAGAGCAGGCCGCAGAAUCAUCCCCGGCCUCGCGUCGCCUGCGGCCGGCUGCCAUGGGCGACACCAGUGAGAGAAGCAAGCCGCCCGGCCUCCCUCCCCGGUGUCCGUGCGGCUUUUGGGGGUCCAGCAAGACCAUGAAUAUGUGUUCCAAGUGUUUUGCUGACAUCAAGAAGAAGCAACCGGGCGAGGACAGCCAAUCGGCCGUCUUCACCAGCGGCAGCGGCGAGACCGCCGCAGCCACCGCCACCAAGGCUCCAUCGAUAUCGUCGUCGCCGUCUUUGUCCCCGCCCACCGCCAUGAAGCCGCCGGCCGCCGAGGAAGCCUCGCCGUUGUUCGCCACCUCCGCCGAGAGCGUGUCGUCGACAGUGACGGCGCAGGGGACGAUGCAGGCGCCUGCAAAACGUCCUCGAGAGUCGGCCUCCACUUCGGAAAGCGAGGCCACGCCGGAGAAGCGGCCACGGGCUGAGGCGAAAGAAGAAGAACAAGAAGAUGGAGAGGAGGCGGGGGGCGGCACGCCCAAGCAGAAGAACCGCCGGCGCUGCUACAGCUGCCAAAGCAAACUGGAGCUGGUGCAGCAGGAACUGGGCUCCUGUCGCUGUGGCUACGUGUUCUGCAUGCUGCACCGGCUCCCCGAGCAGCACGACUGCCUCUUCGACCAUCUAGGGCGCGGGCGGCAGGAGGCCGUCCUCAAGAUGGUCAAGCUGGACCGCAAGGUGGGCCGCUCGUGCCAGCGCAUCGGCGAGGAGUGCUCCUGAUGGGCCGCGCCCGCCGAGCGACGCAGACGCGUGUGGCUGGACGGAGGCAAGAAGGGAAAAGGAGCAAGAGGAGGAGGAGGAGGAGUCAGAGCCACUUUGGACCCGGACGCCGCUCACACUCGCUCAGCCUUAAACAACCCCCCCCCCCACCCCCGUCCCACCCACCCCUGCUGGUCUCUGGUCCACUUGCACGAGUUUUUCCAUCACCCACAGGAAGUUGCGCAGAACUUUUGCCGUCUUCUCUCUCAGGUCGAACCCGCCUUCCUCCUCCUCCUCCUCCUCCUCCUUCUUCACUUGUUUGGGGAGCGGCAUGUUCGCCGCCCUUUCUGAACUGGACUUCUGAUCGCAUGGACUCCAGGAGAACACAAUCCCAUCUGUGUCGUAGUUGCGUGCGUGCACACGUGAGAGCUUCCUCUUCCUCCUCACGGUGCUCGGUACAUAGUUCCUCGCUGCACGGAGUGGGGAAGUACGACUGAAGUUUUUUUUUUUUUUCUGUCCUUUGGGGUGGCGGCGAAGUUGUUCACCAAAACAUGGCUGCCGAGCAUCUGAAAUCAUGACGUGACCUCCCCAAAGGCUUCUGUUAAUUUAUUUGAUUCUUGGGGUUGUGUUUCAUGGUUAUAAUUAAUCGAUGGGGUGUGGUUUGUACUUUUUUUGAUUGUGGGAGUGUUUGCUUGUUUUGGAGUGUGAACCGAGUCUUUUCUUCCUUGUGUUAAAUUGACGCUCGCGACAUGGGCUGAAGCUAACGCGAGCCUCUUCCUGUGUCUUUGCGGGCAUUCGUUGUGAUUCGGGGCUCUACCAAAUUUCAUUUUGUGAGGUGAAACACACUUGGGGGGGGAAUUAACACAAAAUUGCCUCUUGGAAAGCAAAAUUGCUGACUUCCUGUCGUUUCUUGAGAUUGUGACCAAACGCUGUUGCUUAUUAAAAACUGGCUUUUCAAAGCGAGACACCAACGCAAUGACAAAAAUUCCCGUUUUUUUUCCCACAUUUGGUGUUGUCUGUCCAUCUCGUAGACACAUUCGAUAUUUGCUAUCAGACAACAUUUCUCAAUCUUUGAAGAACUCGACCGUUCGAAAAGACUGUGGUGUCCUCGCUCUCGAUUGGCAAAAAAAUCUUGUCGCGUUUCCGUCAGUGUCACAACUCAAUGGAGAUGCGACAGGAAAACCAAGCAACUUGCCAGUUGGUCCCGGUCCUCUUGAAGCUCUUCCUCCUCACACAGAGAUGCGCGGCGGCGCUUAAAGUGAGAGGAAAGGAAACGGUGCGGAUCUUUGUUUUGGGGAUUUGUUUUGUUUUUUUGAGUGCUGAUGAGAAACGGAAGAACAAGAAAAUAUCUUUGUGUACCUUUUUAAAGCAAAGAAUUAUUUAACCGUAUAUCAGUUUGAGUUACUUACACCCUAGCAUAGAGUGGCAUAGUUUCAAUGUAUUACGAAAGCAGAAUUCUGUCCUUAUUUUCUCCUUUUUAAUUUUAUUGUGUUGCGUUUUCUGAUGAGGAAAUAAACUGGAGUAGAUGA
Hippocampus comes (tiger tail seahorse) is the source of this 2729-nucleotide messenger RNA. RefSeq names its product AN1-type zinc finger protein 3-like. The coding region runs from base 520 to 1221 and encodes 233 amino acids. NCBI's taxonomy places the organism in Eukaryota, Metazoa, Chordata, Actinopteri, Syngnathiformes, Syngnathidae. The transcript is spliced from 6 exons. Gene Ontology annotation, molecular function: DNA binding; zinc ion binding. The record is from RefSeq and is a predicted model, not a curated record.